AUGAUGCCAUUACUAUUCAUUCUCUCAGUGUCACUGACAACCAUAUUCGGGACAAUGCAUGGAAAUUUAACUAAACUACAUCGGCACCUGAUGGCAAAUUAUAGUCCAGAAUUCCGUCCUGCGUUAAACCUCUCAGAACCAACAACGGUGAAUAUCAAGUUUUAUCCAUUCUCGUUGAAGGAGUUCGAAGAAAAGACCAGCAAGCUUUCUAUAGUUGGAGUAUUUGUAAUCGAGUGGCAUGACUUUCAGUUGAAAUGGAACCCGGAUGAGUUUGGUGACCUAAAUCGUAUGCUGAUUUCACAAAACACUUUAUGGAAACCAGAUAUCUUACUAAUGAAUCCGUUCGAGAAAAUUGAACCUCCAGGCUUUGACAGGCUAAAGAUCCUUGUUCUUAAUGAUGGAUCCGUAUCCUGGGCCCCUCCAGAUGUCUUUGAGGUCUCGUGUGCAGCUGAUAUCACAUAUUAUCCAUUUGAUCAGCAUACAUGUUUAUUUCAUUUUAGCAUUUACAUGUAUAACAUAUUCGAGGUGUUGAUAAAACCAGACUACUAUGAGAUAACUUUGGAUUAUUAUUCACCAAACAGUCUUUGGAAAAUGAAAUUUGCAAGUAGUCGUGUACUCACACACACUGACUCCCAGAUACUGGUACUGAAGAUGAUUUUCCAGCGACGACCAAUGUUUCAAGUUAUCAAUACAAUAUUACCGUUCUGUUUUUUGGGGUUUUUGAAUAUCAUGGUAUUUCUUCUUCCGACUGAGUCCGGUGAACGUGUUGGAUUUUCCGUUACCGUUCUGCUAGCUAUUGCUGUGUUUAUGACUAUCGUGGCUGACACUCUGCCUGGAACCAGUGAGCCUUCAUUCCCUCGAUUGUGUUAUCUUUUGGUGGCAGAGCUUGGUAUCAAUAUGCUUGUGACGAUUUGUACUAUAUUAGUGUUAAGACUGCAUCAUAAACCCCAGCACCAGAAGAUUCCAUCUUGGUUGGCGUACAUUAUAGGUAAAAGUGUUCGUUGUAACGCUAAAAUGGGAAAAGGACACAAACUAGAUCUCAUAAAUGAAAGCAGCAUUUGUCUUGAAACCACCGUGUCAACGAUUUCAGAAUCGGGAAAAGGAAACAAAAAGGACCUCGAAUUGAACAUCGAUUUAACUCCCAGUGGAAACGGUGUGACACAAACUCAAAGAAAACAUGUUUGCUGCAAAACGUCAUGGCAGGAUGUCGCAAAAUUUCUCGAUUUAUUUUUCUUUAUUUUGUUCAUGAUAUUUUUCGGAACAAGCAAGAUAGCCGCGUAUUUUGCAUUUGCAUAAAAAGACACAUAUCUUAACUGUUAAAUAUAUAAACUGACUAAUCCCUAACUAACCCCACAUUAUCUCAACAAUCCUAUGAUUAAUUUGGUAUUUCCAUGUGAUAUUGGUUAAUUGUUAGUUAACUCAUUAUUCUAAAAAUCGCUAUUAGAAACGAAUCGGUGGGUUUCGAACGAAUUUGCUCUAAAGCAUCCUUGUAUGAAAGGAUGAAGAGGGACAAAAAAAUACUAAACUACAAUUAAAGAUUACCGCCAAAUGGAGGCUUCUGAUUGACCAAAAUUUCAAUAAUGUGUGAUUUUGAUGAAAAUGUAUGUACAUUUGUGUUUUGUUAUACAAUUCAAUGGCAGUGUCAAUUUGAUGAAAAAACCAGAGAGCUGUCAUUCAUUUCCCUCUGAUUAGCUGAAAUCAUAUCCAGUUAUAACUUUUGUUCUAUUUGAUGACGAUCAAAAUGAAACUUGAUGGGAGGGAUAAUAACAUGACAAUGUUAAUUUUAAACAAAAAAUACUUGCAUAUCCCAUCCCGAUUCUAUUUUAACAUCCAGCAAUUUGAUUCUUUGACAGAUUUUCAUCAAUCUUUUAACAUAUAUAUAUUGGUAAUGAGAUAAUGGUGCAAAGUUAUGUACUUUUUAGUGGAUUUAAAAAUGUUAACGGCUUUGAAAAGAAUUUUAGUUUCAGACUUGCUAUACUGUUGUAAAAACGUUCUCUUAAAGGUUUUAGAUCAAGUCUUUCCAAUAAAAUAUGUUUAACUGUAAACGGUUCGUUACAUGCGAUGUACUUGGGCUGUUCCUCACACUUCAGCAAGUAUGAAUGCGUUAAAUAUGUUCGAUUUAAUUGAGUGUAUUUUAUUGUCUACAUAUUAACUCCAUGCAUUUUGUCACUGUGAUAAUAAAAAAAUAGUUAUAAAAGUCCGCGAACGUAUAAAAUGAAUGUGAUGUUUGAAUUUCUGCUUAGAAAGAUGUGUCCAUUAAUCGACUUUUCUUAAUGUUUAUGUAACUAUUGUCAUAUCUUGUGUUAACGACGGACGGACUUCUGAUACAGUUCAUGAUUUUGCAUAUAUUUCCAAUAUUAGUUUUUAAAUGUUUAUUGUUUAAGAAAUAUUUGUUUGACGGUAUACGGUUCUUUACACUGAGACAGGUCUUCGCGCCUCAAUAAGUAAGAAUGCGUUCUAUAUAUGUCAUCUUAAUGCCGGAAAGGACAACCUUGUCUCGGCAGCUGUCUCUAUA
This is a messenger RNA of Pecten maximus, 2515 nucleotides long. RefSeq names its product acetylcholine receptor subunit beta-like. Gene Ontology annotation, cellular component: membrane; neuron projection; synapse. The record is from RefSeq and is a predicted model, not a curated record. The transcript has a single exon. Gene Ontology annotation, molecular function: neurotransmitter receptor activity; extracellular ligand-gated monoatomic ion channel activity; transmembrane signaling receptor activity. NCBI's taxonomy places the organism in Eukaryota, Metazoa, Mollusca, Bivalvia, Pectinida, Pectinidae. The coding region runs from base 1 to 1296 and encodes 431 amino acids. Gene Ontology annotation, biological process: regulation of membrane potential; nervous system process; signal transduction.